CCGGCGGUCAAUCUGAUGGACACGUCCUCGUCCACCCCGGGCAGUGCUGGCAUGCUGGACCGCUCCCGCAUGGCGCUGUGCACAUUCACCUUCCUCUUCCUCUCCCUCAAUCCCCUGGCUGCCAUGUUGUGUGGAGGGAUGGGCUCCAGCACCACCUCUAACAACCAUGCAGUGCAUCCUGGGACAGGCAGGAACAUGUUGGGCCUAGACAACGCAGCUGACUCGUGGGGCUGGAUGGACUGGGUGCUACCCACUCUGUUGGUGUGGCUGCUGAAUGGUGUGCUGGUGGCUGGGGUUCUGGUCAGAGUGUUGGUCUAUGGAGAGCCAGUCACCAGGCCUCACUCUGGAUCCUCUGUGCUGUUCUGGAGGCACCGCAAGCAGGCAGACCUCGACCUGGCACGGGGAGACUUUGCCCAGGCCAGUCAGAACCUAUGGACCUGCCUCAAGGCCCUGGGUCGCCCCUUACCCACCUCUCAGUUGGACCUGGCCUGUGCCGCCCUGUGGGCCCUGCUCCGCCUCUGCCUCCAGCGACUAGGGGUGGGUCGCUGGUUGGCUGCCAGGGCCGGGGGGCUCCGCGCCAGGGGGCUCCGGGAGGAUGCGUGCAAGAGCAGCCGCGACGCUGCCCUGGUCUACCACCGCCUGCACCAGCUGCACAUGACCGGUAAGCUGGGUGGUAGCCACCUGUCUGCGGUUCACAUGGCUCUGAGUGCUGUAAACCUGGCAGAGUGUUCAGGCUCCUGUCUCCCCGUGGCCACGCUAGGAGAGGUCUACGUCUCUGCAGCCCUACGAGUCAAAGCCAGCCUACCCAGACUCCUUCACUUCUCCUCCCGUGUGUUCCUGAGCAGUGCCCGCCAGGCGUGUCUUUCCUCCAGUGGCAGUGUCCCCCCGGCCAUGCAGUGGCUCUGUCACCCUCUGGGCCACCGCUUCUUUGUGGAUGGGGACUGGGCCGUCCGCAGCACCCCCAAAGAUAGCAUCUACAGCCAGGCAGGGAACACAGUGGACCCCCUGGCCCAGGUGACCCAGGCCUUUAGGGAACACCUGUUGGAGAAGGCUCUGUACUGUGUGGCCCAGCCCCGCGGGGAGAAGASCCCCAGUGAUGGAGAGGGGGAGUACGCGGAUGCGUGGUCCAGUUGCUGCUGUGUGACCUGCUGCUGGUGAUGCGGACCAACGUGUGGCGUCUGCAGCAGAGCUCCAGUCCCGGGGGUCUCUCCUUGCAGGCCUCCCCGGCCGAGCUGCACGGCUUCCAGCAGGACCUCUCCUCCCUCAGGAAACUGGCCCAGAGCUUCAGGCCCGCCAUGCGCAGGUUGUUUCUUCAUGAGGCAACCGCCAGGCUGAUGGCUGGGGCCAGUCCCACGCGAACACAUCAGCUCCUGGACCGCUCGCUCAGACGCAGAGCCACCCCCGGAGCCAAGACGGAGGAGUGUGAGAUGCGUCCUGGCCAGAGGGAGCAGGCUGAGGCGGUGAUGUUGGCGUGUCGUUACCUGCCUCCCUCCUUCCUGUCGGCACCGGGGCAGCGGGUGGGCAUGCUGGCGGAUGCAGCCCGGACACUGGAGAAGCUGGGGGACAAGCGCACCCUUCACGACUGCCAGCAGAUGAUCAUUAAGCUGGGCAGCGGCACCACUGUCACCUCUGCCUAGACUAUACAGAGAGAGACAGACCAGCCCCCCCCUCUCUCUCACACACACACACACACACACACAAAUGGAUGAAGGAGGUUUUUGGCAUUUGGCCUGCAGCUGACGAACAGACAUACAGACAGUCUAACUAGACAUUGAGAAUCAUAUCAGGCAUACAGACAGACAAAUAAACAUACCUGCCAUUAGUUUCAUAUCACCUGUCAGUAGACAGCUCUCAGAGUGACAGUUUAGCAGGGGAGGACUUCACCCCAGUAAAGUGUUGCUAUUGACAUUGUUGACAUGGUCUGUCAUGUAAGCUAGUCAUCAUCCACCAGGAUAUAUAGGUUCACGGUUCUGUUUCUUUUCUAUUCCCCUGCGUGAAAUGCACUGUAGUGGCGGAGUGUGUCCACUGGGUGGGGUUCUGGCGCCCUCUGCAGGACUGUGAAGGUGUGAUCGCUGGGAAUGUGUGUGAGAGAGGGUGAGAGAAGGGGAAAGGUUUUUACCUGCAGUUAUACACUACUAGCCCCAUGUUUGGAUUGGACGAUGCACCUUACAAAGCGAAGCACUCUGUUGUGAUUGGUGUGUUUAGACAGUGGCUGUCUGUCUGAUUGGCUGCGGUGGGAGUAGCAAACUGCGUUGGGACAGACUGGUCUUUUUGAGGAGCACAACAUUUCAGGAAAAAAUAGAAAUAUAUCGUAUAGAGCAGACGGGUUUCUCUAUCAUGUUGAAAAGAGGACCAUGACAGAUCUAUACAUUGUGUUUCUAUCUGCGAUGGUCUGAAAUGUUGCAUCUCUGUCACGUCUUUUAAUCUGCACUGGCCCAGAGCAUCUCUGUCACGUCUUUUAAUCUGCACUGGCCCAGAGGGGCUGUAUUUGAGGAGUUCUGUAAUAUUGUGGCUUUUCCUUUUCAUAGUAUUUUCUUUAUUGUUGUUGCUGUGUAUAUAUUUUACAGUGUAUUUAUAAUCUGUCUUUGAUUUGUUCUGCUGAUCAGUAUUUUCCAUUGGCCGGGUGAUCAUUAUUACUUUCCACCCUCAUUGUGUAGCAUAGGCAGAGGCUUGGGGUCCAAUGGGGAGUAUGGAUUCAUCCCAAAUGGCACCCUAUUCUCUAUAUAGUGCACUACUUCCUAUAGACCCUAGUCAAAAGUAAUGCACCACAAAAGGGAAUAGGGUGCCAUUUGGUAUGUGUUACUUAACCUAUGUUUGUUGCCAUAGUUGGUAAGUGUAUCAAAAAAGGGGACAGUGUCCAUGUGCUUUUGGGGCAAAGGAGUGUCAAAGACCACUCAAUAUUGUCAUCAGACUCAUGUGAGCGUUUGCACUAUUGCGCAAGGUGUGUGCUGCCAUUAUGAUGAUAUCAGAAAGAGUUGCAGGUGAGUCCUCGAGCGAUAGGCUCCAGUCUAGGGUUGAGCUGCCGGGUCACCCAUAACACAACAUUGACUUUAAUGGGAAUGUCCAUUCUAGUAAUUAUUUUUCUAUGGUGGUGACCCCCCCCUCCCAAGUCACUCCGUUCAAGACCAAUAGUUUACAAAAGAGCCCGAGUCUCAUCUAGUAUUUCUAGAUCUCAUGAUUUAAUUGACUCUUAUUAUCAUCUCUUCUUCAAAAGAAGGCCUGUAGCGAGGCUGACACACCCUCCUGUAGUCAGGCCCCUGGGUCCUGUUCACUAGGCCCCAAAUGGAAGAAAAUAGUUUGUUCUUGUCCAAUAAGAAACUGUCAUUUUUGUUUUCCGUUGCAAAACGUUUUUAAAACGUGUGCUCCUUUUGAACAGGACCCAUAUGUUAAAAAGACAGAGUGAGAGAGUUGUGUGUGUACAACCCUGUUCCAGAACCACAGUUUUUGUUUUCAGAAGACUGUAAAACCCCAUUUGGUUCUUUUAGCAUGCUUUUGUUGUGUUUAUCCUGUAAUAGUGUAUCAUUGUAAAUGACUGACUGAGGGACACUGGACUGAUGAUUCCUUCCCAGUGUGUUGGGUCAGUCUGUGGUGUGACUGUGUUAAAUCAUCGCAACCACAUCUGAACAUGUAGUAUUAUUAUUAUUUUGUUUCUUAAUCAACAUAUUCUUUCCUUCCCUGUCUUUCUCCUUCUUUGCUCAUUGGUUUAUUCCUGGAUAUGUAAAUAAAAAUACAAUUUUGUAACGAAAUGCC
Messenger RNA from Salvelinus sp. IW2-2015, 3750 nucleotides. NCBI's taxonomy places the organism in Eukaryota, Metazoa, Chordata, Actinopteri, Salmoniformes, Salmonidae. The record is from RefSeq and is a predicted model, not a curated record.